CGAGUGGCCCGAGUGGGAGGAGAAAGCGGCUGCUGGGAAUCAGUCCGAGUAACGGGGUUUGUGGGAGAGGAAAAAAAAAAACUCUGUUGACAACUAAAUUGGGGGCGAGUCGGAAAGUGUCGGGAUCGGCAGCAUCCGUGAUGCCCGAACACUUUCCGAAUCCUGCGUAACGUAUGCGUGGGGAAGAGUUAAGAAAAAACCGGCUGCUGGAAGAUUUUCGUCCAAAUUUGAAGAUAAAGGUGCCGCACGAUGGUUACAGGAGUCUGGAGUGCAUUGGUAUAGUCGAAUCUCUCAGGAAGGAGGGUGGAAGCAGGCUAUUGAGAGGACAGGGCCACGAAAGAAACAAAAAAGGGAAAAGAAAGUACAUUAAAAACCGCAGCCCGGCCAGUCCAAACUCGUCUGCUUCCACGAGGCCGCGCCGCGGCGGAUGAACGUGGAGAGCUGAACGAGUUUCCCAUCUUGCCAAGCGGGACUCCGGCUCGAGUUGGGUUUUCUGGGGGAAACAAGAAGCCAUCAGUGGAACACGAGCACGUUCGCCGGUUGACCUGUUUUCCUAAACUUUCGGAUAUAGAGAUCGCGAUCAUGGCAACGGAGGCGCCCGAAAGCGGGGCAAAACCUGCCAGCGAAACGGACCGAGACACACCCUGGCCGGUCUCCGGAACGCAGGGAAGUGGGACGGCUUCUACAGGGAGUGGGGGCAAGGAGCCUGCAGUGCCCCGUCCACGGCACCGGAGCGCCCCUUCUGCGGCUGCGCGGAGUCCUACGAAGAGCCCGGCUUCUCCGGGGCACAAUGGGAGUUUUUUGGAAAGGCAAGAGUCUUUAGCCACAACAGAAGCGAGGUUGAGGAUGGAGGGAGUUGAGCUGAAAGAAGAAUGGCAGGAUGAAGAUUUUCCAAGGCCGCUUCCGGAAGAAGAGGACAUACAUGGAGACUUCUUUACAGCCACAGAGAGUAGUGACCAGCCUGUAGCACAGUCCUUCGAACUUAAUGGUGAUAAGAAAGCCAAGAAAAAGCUUACAGCACCAAAUAUCAGCCUAACUUUGGAUCGGAGUGAUGGAUCCCUUAUAUCAGAUGAACUUGAUGAGAGUGGGGACUUGAACAUUGAUGACAUUGAUACCCCUUCGGAUAACAGCAAUGAAUUUGAAUGGGAAGAUGAUCUUCCAAAACCCAAGACUCCUGAGUUACUACGCAAGGGAAUGAAUUCAAUUCAGGAGUACUCCACACCAGAAGAGAGGGAGGAGGUACGGCGGUGGCGUUUGUUUAGGAUUGGUGAACAGGACCAUCGAGUGGAUAUGAAAGCAAUAGAGCCAUACAAAAAAGUGAUAAGUCAUGGAGGUUAUUAUGGGGAUGGAUUAAAUGCCAUUAUUGUCUUUGCUGUCUGUUUCAUGCCAGAGAGUAAUCAGCCAAAUUAUCGAUAUAUUAUGGACAAUCUUUUUAAGUAUGUUAUUGGCACAUUAGAGAUGUUGGUGGCGGAAAAUUAUAUGAUAGUUUAUUUAAAUGGUGCUACAACUCGCCGAAAGAUGCCUAGUGUUGGAUGGCUUAGGAAAUGCUACCAACAAAUCGAUAGACGACUACGAAAAAAUCUGAAAUCCUUAAUAAUUGUUCAUCCAUCUUGGUUUAUUAGAACACUUCUGGCAAUCACACGGCCUUUUAUAAGCUCCAAGUUUAGUCAAAAAAUCAAGUUUGUCUUCAGUCUAACAGAGUUAGCUGAGCUUGUCCCUAUGGAAUAUGUUUCUAUACCUGACUGCAUUAAACAAUAUGAAGAAGAAAAGUUAAGGAAAAAACAAAAAAGAGUUGACAAAGACAUGCAAACUAAAUUGCAGGAGGCAGCUGCCACACCAGAGUGAGGACCCCUUUAUCAGAUGGACUGAAGAAUGUGUGAAACAGAAUGCUGCUUUCGAAUCUUUUUUUUUUUUUUUUUAAAUACUUUUCAAAGCAAUGGCUGAUUUUUGUAUUCCUGUUACUGAACAAGUGCCUUUCUUUUAAGACAUGGGAAGCCUGUUCCAAUAUGUGUACUGCUGUAUUAGUUUACUGGGCUUGUGUUGUUUGGUUGCUAAUUGGGUAGUUCAUUUUCUAUUUCAUUUUUCCUGAAAACAAACAACACAUUUAUAGAAAGAAUAGUAACACCUACUUUACCCUCUGUCAGUAAAAUGGCACCCCUAGAAAGUAAAAGAAAGCAACAAUAAAUAUUUCAUAGAGUUAUUAUAAAGAUUUAAAUUACUACUACAUCAUCUAUUUUGUAUGUUUUUAAAGUGGUAGACACACCACCUCCAGAAUGGCAGCCAUCAUAACAAAACCAUGAUUACGGAAUAGAGUCAUUAUUUUGAUUCAGUAUAUUUGCUACAUCAUCUAUUUUGUGUGUUUUCAGAGAGGAAACAAUCUCCAGAAUGGCAGCCAUAGUAAUGGAAGAUGCAAGUCAGAGUUGCUGCAUCUGAUGAUUCUUAAGUCCAUUUGAGAAACGAUACCAUCAGGACCAUAACGAAAAAUAUGGAAGCCGGGUGGUCUGAGGCCGACAAGUCGUUUUGUUAGGCAGUAAUCUUGAUUUUCAUUUCCUUGCCUCUUUUUAACUUUUAAUCCUUGGCUGCUAACUGUUACUUCUUUGAUCGGCGGACGUAUGUUGCACUGUAAUGUCUUGUGUUAACUUGAAGUGUCGAGGUAUACCUGCCAUGCUAACGGACUUACAGGUCAAGUUGCUCAGUUGAUUCAGAUUCACUGAAUUUAUGAAGUUUGUAUUUUUUAAAUUUUUGGAGACAAAAUACAUUUAAUGUUUUAAUAUUUUAAAGAGGAUCCAAUGAAAAAUCUCUGAGAGGAACCUUUAAUUUCUGAAGUGCUCAUUUCUAGAGAAGGAGUGUCCUAUGGAGAAAGGCAAGUACGGUAUUGCAUUUGCAGUGAUUCAUUAUUCACCAGCAAACACCUGGAUGCAGAAUUUUCCUUAUUAAGAGAUGUGCUGUUUUUGUACACAUUCUAUAUAUAUUUUUGUGUAAAUAUAUGUAUGUGUGCUUAUAUGUUUUAAAGCACUAUAUUUUGUUUGAAUAAUGCAUGUUCUUCAAUACCAGUGAAAUAUAUAUUUAUAUUUAUAUUCAACCAUGACAAAGGACAAAGAUUUAAUAUAUUUUUUAUGGUAGAAGAGAGCCUGGGGAAUGUUUUCUGUAUUAGUGAACGAAAAUGUUAAGUCUAAGACUGCAAGGAGAGACUUUGGCAAAAUGGCUGCUUAGGCCGCCACUUAAAAUGAGUGCAAAGGGCCUCAACCGUGUUUAUUGCACAUGCAGAAAAGCCAGUUAGAAACGUGUUCUGUAUUUGAAAACUGAAGAUGUAAGUAGCAUAUCUUUUUUUUUUUUUCUUUCUUGUGUACAAAUUUAAGUUUGUAGGUGAUUGUAAUUGUGAGACUGAAGUGUAACCAUGUGUACAUUUAUUAUUUGCUAUUAAAUUGACAACUGAAAAAUCGA
Molecule: messenger RNA, 3444 nt
Organism: Erpetoichthys calabaricus (reedfish)
Lineage: Eukaryota; Metazoa; Chordata; Cladistia; Polypteriformes; Polypteridae
Gene: bnip2
Product: BCL2 interacting protein 2
Exons: 11
Coding region: 583-1845 (420 amino acids)
Biological process (GO): apoptotic process
Cellular component (GO): cytoplasm
Source: RefSeq, a predicted model, not a curated record